Molecule: messenger RNA, 570 nt
Organism: Pollicipes pollicipes
Lineage: Eukaryota; Metazoa; Arthropoda; Thecostraca; Pollicipedomorpha; Pollicipedidae
Product: sulfotransferase 4A1-like
Exons: 3
Coding region: 1-570 (189 amino acids)
Molecular function (GO): sulfotransferase activity
Source: RefSeq, a predicted model, not a curated record
AUGGCGACCGUGAGCACGACAGACGAGGAGACAGCUCGACGGGAGCAGCAUGCCAAGGCGAUGGCGGCCAAGCUGGCCCAGAUGAAGGUACCGGAUGACUGGAAGAUCCUGCCGGCCGACCCCAACUACAAGAACCCCCUGGUGCGCCACUUCCGCCACCGUGGCACCGUGCUCACCAACUACCACCUGGUCAACGGCUGCGUCGAGCACUGGGCGCGCUUCCAGGCGCGUCCCACGGACAUCUUCGUGGCCAGCUUCCCCAAGUCGGGCACCACCUGGCUGCAGGAGGUGGUCUGGCGGAUCGUGCACGGCGAGACAGGAUGGACGACCCGCGCCCUCAUCAAGACGCACCUGCCGUACGACCUGCUGCCGGAGAGCGUGCGCGCCGGCGCCAAGGUGAUCUACAUCGACCGCGACCCGCGCGACAAGUACCGCGGCACCUUCCCGGAGCUCCGCGACCGCUUCGUGCGGGGCGAGGUGAUGCACGCGCCCUACCGCGAGCACGUGCAGGGCUACAUGCGUCACGCCGACACCGUGCUCUGCGUGGACGUCGAGCAGCUGCACCGCUGA